Messenger RNA from Polistes canadensis, 1842 nucleotides. Its product is annotated as fibrillin-2-like. NCBI's taxonomy places the organism in Eukaryota, Metazoa, Arthropoda, Insecta, Hymenoptera, Vespidae. Bases 186 to 1220 code for a protein of 344 amino acids. The record is from RefSeq and is a predicted model, not a curated record. The transcript has 7 exons.
AGAGAGAGAGUGGGAAAAGACCUUCGCUAACAGCUAGAGAGAACAGAGGAUUCGUAUUCGCCAGUCGCACGUUGCCAUUUACGUUGGAAGGCACCGUUCACAUUUCUAACAAACUUUCAACAAUAUCAUUGUUUACCCCAGUGAUAGAAAAUAAAUUAAUCGUGAUCUAUAGUAUCGAAUUCAUCAUGAGAAAUUAUCUCCUUAUUUUUGGUAUUUUCAUUCUAAUCGAUCGUCCGAUCGAUGCACACAAUUUCGAAUUAACAUUCCCAUGUAAAAAUGAUCUCGAUUGUUCGUCUUUAUCGAAAGAUCAGAAAAAUUCUACGUGCCAGAAAGGAUUUUGCGUUUGCGAAAACGAGCAUGGAAAAAUGUUGAAUUGUUCCGGUUUGCAGAUAGCUUCUCAGCAAGAAAAAACAGUCGUUAAAGAAUAUUUGACGUUUAAUCGUGUUUCAGUACCUGCGCUUUAUCACCCGUGCAAACACGACGUUGAUUGUCAAUUAAAUAAUAGUUAUUGUAAUACUAGUAGAAGUCAGUGCGAAUGUGUGAAAGGUUUUGUUUCAUCGAUGGACAAGCAACAAUGCCUUCAAGCUGCCAAAUCAUUGAAUUUCCCUUGCACCGAGGAUAAACAAUGUUUAGUUUUUCAAUCUAAUACAAGCUGCCAAGGACAGGAAUGCGUUUGCAUCGAUGGUUAUCACGCGGUUAACAAUGUUUGUUGGAAAAUAUCUGUUUUCGGCGGAUCAUGUUCGACAACGGAGGAAUGUAAUCAUAUAAAGGGAGCCAUUUGUACGGACAAAAAAACAUGUGGUUGCAAUGAGAAUAAUGCAAUAGAUAAAACGGGACAAAAUUGCGUACCUUUCGUGAAUAAUAUCAACGAAUAUUGUAUAGAAAAUAUCACGUGUUCUACGAUACCCGAUUCGGUUUGCAUAGAAAAUAAAUGUCAAUGUCCGAAUGAUAAACAUUUCGUUGGUGAAAUUGGACAAUGUAUUCGCAACAGGGCAAUCGACGAGCCUUGCAUGAAAGAUUACGAUUGUUAUCAGCAGGAAUAUGAUACCAAAUUGCAAAAUAAAGGGUUGGUAUGCAUUGGAACCAUUUGCGAUUGUGCAAUAGAUUAUAUUAGAACUGGAGACAAGUGCGUUAAUGCAGGUUUUCUAAUGAACAUCGAUUGUUCUUUGAUCAUGAUCACGGUUGCCUUAUCUUCGUACAUUUAUGGUUUCUAUUUUUAAUAGAAAUUUAUUCUCAACGAACAUUAUAAUUGUUUAAGUCGGAAGAUGUUGAAUAGAUCUGUUAAGUCGACCCUGUAUUUCGAUUAUUUAAAUUAAUUUCAUUUUCGUUACUCACACGACUUACAGUGGCCGCCGAGUACGAGAAAUUGUGUUAAAGAAAUAAUUAUGUGUUAUGUUAUAAAAAAAAUAGUAGAGAGUUACCUGUACACGAAAUAAGAUUAUCGAGAGAUCUGAACGAAUCUAUGGUGAAAUUAGCAAAAUUAUUUUGGCGACGACUUAAUCUCAUCUUAAUGUUAAUUAUCGAUCGGUAUUAAAAUUAUGCGAUACCAAAGAACAAGACAAUUUUUUCAAUGGGGAUAGGAUAUAAUAUUUUUGGUUUUUUUAUUAUUAUUAUUAUUAUUUUUUACCCCUUUUUUUUCUUGGAUUUUUUUUCUUGCCUAGUUUAAUCAUUCAUUUCUUUCUCUUGCAAGAUUAAAUGAAUAGAGAAAGAGAUUUUCUAAUAUUUUAUUUAAAAAGUAUUGUGCAUAUAUUUUAUGCGAGUAUUGCACAUGUAUAAAUACAUAAUAUAUACGUUUAUAUGUAGAAUGAGAGAGAGAGAGAGAGAGAGAGAGAGUCAAAUUGU